AUGACUGGUUUGACUCUUCUGUUCAGACGUACUCAAGGUAAUGUGAAAGAAAUAUACAAUUUUGUGCAAGACGAUUUAACUACUGAAGAUGUAUUAUUGUUGGACUGCCAAAGUGAAGUAUAUGUCUGGAUUGGAUCAAACUCAAACGUAAAGUCGAAACAACAAGCUCUCGCUCUUGGUCUGAAAUUCCUAGAGAUGGACAUUCUGGAAGAAGGUUUGGCCUUGAUGACUCCUGUGUAUGUUGUCACAGAAGGCCACGAGCCACCGUUUUUCACUCGUUUCUUUGAGUGGGUUCCUGAAAAGGCAAACAUGGAUGGUAAUUCAUUUGAAAGGAAGCUUGCUACUCUUAAAGGAACGAAGCCAAACACUAAGAGAUCUAGUGGAAGCUCGUGGAGAUCACACUCGAAGGAGAAUGCAUCACGUGAUUUACGAAGUCGAUCUGUGAGCUCAAACGGAACAGAGCGAGGUGUAUCACCUUCCUCGAGUGUGAGCUCUGCACAAGACAGAAAAAGCAGCAGCAACUCCACUCCAGUUGUCAAAAAUCUUUUCUCAGAAACUCUUUCAGUGGAUACUAGUAAUGGAUCGGCGAGAGAAGCUUCGAGCUCCAACACAGACAUUUCUAAAGAGAAUCAGCUCGGAGGAAUCAAUCUCGAUCUUAGUCUAGAGUCACUUGCAUAUUCAUACGAACAGCUUAGAGUUGAUUCUCAGGAGCCGGUGAAAGAUAUAGAUGCAACAAGAAGAGAGGCGUACUUAACAGAGAGAGAGUUUGAAGAAAGAUUUAAAUUGACAAAACCCGAUUUCUAUGCACUUCCAAAAUGGAAACAGAACAAACUUAAAAUCUCUCUCCAUCUUUUUUAA
Messenger RNA from Microthlaspi erraticum, 858 nucleotides. The record is from the annotation of a GenBank genome assembly. NCBI's taxonomy places the organism in Eukaryota, Viridiplantae, Streptophyta, Magnoliopsida, Brassicales, Brassicaceae.